Messenger RNA from Eurypyga helias (sunbittern), 1000 nucleotides. RefSeq names its product integrator complex subunit 4. Gene Ontology annotation, cellular component: integrator complex. The transcript is spliced from 8 exons. The annotation marks the transcript as partial. The record is from RefSeq and is a predicted model, not a curated record. Lineage: Eukaryota; Metazoa; Chordata; Aves; Eurypygiformes; Eurypygidae. Gene Ontology annotation, biological process: snRNA processing.
CUGCAGCUUCAUGAAAGAGGAUUGAAACUACAGCAGGCUAUUUACAGUCAGGCCUGCAAGCUGUUGGCGGAUGACUACGAGCAAGUGCGCAGCGCUGCAGUUCAGCUGAUUUGGGUCCUCAGUCAACUUUACCCUGAAAGCAUCGUCCCAAUUCCUUCUUCUAAUGAAGAAAUACGCCUGGUUGAUGAUGCAUUUGGAAAAAUCUGUCAUAUGGUUAGCGAUGGUUCCUGGGUUGUUAGAGUACAAGCUGCUAAAUUAUUGGGUUCCAUGCAACAAGUUAGCUCCCAUUUCUUAGAGCAGACCCUUGACAAGAAGCUCAUGUCGGAUCUGAGGAGGAAGCGCACUGCGCACGAACGAGCCAAAGAACUCUACAGCUCUGGGGAGUUUUCAAGUGGCAGAAAGUGGGGAGAUGAUGCUCCCAAAGAAGAAAUCGAUACAGGUGCUGUGAACUUGAUUGAAUCAGGAGCUUGUGGGGCCUUUGUUCAUGGCCUGGAAGAUGAGAUGUAUGAGGUGCGGAUUGCUGCAGUUGAAGCUCUCUGUAUGUUGGCUCAGUCCUCUCCUUCUUUUGCGGAGAAAUGCCUGGAUUUUUUGGUUGACAUGUUUAACGACGAAAUUGAGGAGGUGAGGUUGCAGUCAAUACACACCAUGAGAAAAAUUUCCAACAACAUCACGCUGCGGGAAGACCAGCUGGAUACAGUGUUAGCUGUCUUGGAGGAUUCUUCAAGGGACAUCCGGGAAGCGCUUCACGAGCUGUUGUGUUGCACCAACGUCUCAACUAAAGAAGGCAUCCAUCUCGCACUGGUGGAGCUGCUGAAAAACCUGACUAAGUAUCCCACAGACAGAGAAUCCAUAUGGAAAUGUUUGAAGUUCCUGGGAAGCAGGCAUCCUACUUUGGUGCUUCCAUUAGUCCCUGAGCUGCUGAGCACACAUCCAUUCUUUGACACUCCCGAACCGGACAUGGAUGACCCAGCCUGUAUCUUUUUCAUGAAGCCAGUUGACU